Molecule: messenger RNA, 3405 nt
Organism: Meleagris gallopavo (turkey)
Lineage: Eukaryota; Metazoa; Chordata; Aves; Galliformes; Phasianidae
Source: RefSeq, a predicted model, not a curated record
GCUUGAUUCUUUGUAAUGCAUGUGUCUUCCCAGAAGAGAUUUUAAAGACAAAAAUGCUGGCCUUUGAAGAAAUGAGGAAGAGACUCGAAGAACAGCAUGCACAGCAACUGUCAAUUCUGAUAGCAGAACAAGAGCGAGAGCAGGAGAAAUUGCAGAAGGAACUGGAGGAACAGGAGAGAAAGGGAAAGAAGAUCGCUACAACAGAAAUAGAAAUUUCCAAAGUGAAUAUUAACAGCAGGAUGGAGUUGGAGUGGAGAAAAAGUGAAAGUGGCUUAGUGGAAAGUGUGCAGUCUCAAGUGGAAACAAUCCAUAACACAAACUCUACAAGCAUUGGUUUUGCUCAUGCUACAUCACCUAACACCUUUACUUCAACAAGUGAAACUUCAUUCUUUCUCUGGGGACCAUCAGGCAGCGGAGUUCUAAAAACCUCAGUAUCUAGGCCAAGUAACAGGAUCAAAACCAGGUGGACCCAGAUUUUCACUCCAGAGAUACAAAUGAAGUUUGAUAAGAUAACUGCUGUGGCAAAGGGGUUUCUUACGCGUCGGCUCCUACAGACAGAGAAACUGAAACAUCUCAAGCAGACUGUAAAAGAUACUAUGGAGUUCAUAAGAAAUUUUCAGUCUGAAGCCCCAUUAAAAAGAGGAAGUGUUUCAGCACAAGAUGCAUCCCUUCAUGAAAGAGUAAUGGCUCAGCUUCGAGCUGCUCUGUAUGAUAUCCAUGACAUAUUUUUCACAAUGGAGGCAUCAGAAAGAAUGAACAUUCUGCGUCAUGAUCGUGAAGUUCGUAAAGAGAAGAUGCUCAGGCAGAUGGAUAAAGUAAAGAGUCCAAGAGAGAGAGCAACACUUUCAACAGCUACGCAGAAAUCUCUGGAUAGGAAAAAGUACAUGAAGGCUUCAGAAAUGGGAAUGCCUAGUAAAAAAAUAGUCAUAAAACAAAGAAGUCCUGAGAGCCGAGUACUUCAACCAAAUCAAGGACAGAAUGCCCCGGUUCAUAGAUUACUUUGCAGACAAGGAACCCCUAAGACCUCAAUGAAGGGGGUUGAGCAAAAUAGAAAGAAGGCCUCAGAGAGCAGAGUGUCUAACAAGGCGGUUUCAGGAGCAUAUGCAGGAAGAACCCAAAGAAAGAAGCCAAAUGUUGUGACAAUUUAAGACGACAGCACUCACUAGGAUGAACAGGCUGUUCUUUAAUGAUGGUAUUCUCAGCACUGAUCCAUGUAUUUCAUCUCUUGAAUGCAUAGUUAUAUUUUGAAAUGAUAAGCCAACUUUGUCUUUUCCAGAGGAUGACAUAUUAAUGCAAUCGUAUUGAAGUAAUAAAGAGCUGUAAAGCUCUAACCUUGUGUGAAAAUUGCAUGUUAUAAGUUGUGUAUGCAGUAGUGUACAUGUAUAAGAUUCAUAAUAUUAUUCAAGUAAGACCACAGAGCAUCAUUAAGUUAAUUUGGGACAUCGUAUGUUCUAACUUUGUAUCUUCAACACGAUUCUUGUAUUAUUUAAGAUGGCAAAUUCUCUGUAUGGUUUGCCACCAUAAUAAGUCACGCACAUACAGUUUUAGUUUCUCACCAUAUACUUAAAGCAGUUACACAAGGAAAAAAAAUCCCUUAAAACUGAAUUCUUCAGUCUGAAUUUGUCAGCAGCUGUUGUGAAUGUAUUUGUGUGAAUGCAGUUACAUCACUUCACACAUUAAUGGCCUCAAUUUGUUGCAAUUGUGCUGAGUUGGACACGGAUCCAGACAGGUGUACUUCCAUUCUUUAUAGAAACUGCAGAUUUAUACAUAUCAUAGAUCAAACCACUGUGCUGGGUGUCCUAGGAUUUUUAUUCCUUGCUAUCUGUGGCAUUUCCUUAUGGAAACAGCUUUUGGGCCGGAUGCAGAGAAGCAUAUGUUCAACAAAAAUUUGAGAAGGCAAGAUUUUAAUUGUUUUACCAUUUCAGACUUGCACACAAUUGUCUAUAAUAAUAAUUAAUAUGCCUUAUGUUUCGUUUAUGACAGUUGCCAUUUUUCUAAGCAGUUUCUCUUGUACCAUUAUCUAACAUCUCUUAUACUGAAAUGAAAUCAUGUUUCCUGAAUUCAAGGGGAAGAAAAUCCCUACCAAAAUCCUACAAAAACACCCAUAUUUAAGAAAAUGGAACACUGAAAGAUGAUGAUCAAGGCAAAAUAUGGGCAUCAUACUGAUGGGUGUUAUGCUUCAGCCUGAGGGGAGCAUAAGUCUGGAAGUUUGUUUAUUUACGUCUCUAGGGAUACAACUUUCAGACAGGGUAGGUUGUUAACAUUAGAAGUAAAUAGAGAGAAGCUUGGCUGUUGCAGUCUGUGCAGUACUGUUUUUUGGUUUUCUGUUAGAGUAAUGCUAGGAAACUGAUCGUCUGAAAGUGAAGUCAUUUUGUUUUUUUCCCAGUGUCAAAACAGUGCAACACAGUGGGGCCUGUGUAACAUUUUCUCACUGAUAUGAGGGGGAAAAAGUGUGAUCAAUAACCUAAUUUGCAACCACUAUAAAAAAAAGAACAUUAGCAGUUGGAUGAAAAGAGUAUCUUUAGGGACAAUGGUGGAUUAGCUGGCUUGGUUGUGGCGGUAGUUGUGAGUUGCAUCAGUAAGUCUGUCCUCCACAGCUGGUGGCAGUGCUAAAUGUUUCCUAACAGGUGAUACCAAAUUGUAUGCUUAGAAAUCUGAGGCAAAAGGCUGCUGAAAGGCUUUGGAGGUGGAUGCUGCUUAGCGGCUCUGCUGUGGCUCUAAGGUGCGUUCCCUGCUGGUGUAAAUGCAAAAGCUUACACCACUAAAGUACCUGCUGCCCUCAUAGCAAUUUGGUGGGGUUUUUUUUCUUUUUUUAAGAAAAAAAUUGCGAUCCAAAAAAUGCCAGAUGUUUCCUGCUAAUUCAGCAGUUAUCAAAUGUCUGCUUUGGCUCCCACCUUUCCUGUGUUUGGAUAAUCAUAGGAUGGGAGUGGAAAACAUCUGAGGGAAAAGAACAGAGUGUGACCCGUGUCAUGGGUGACACAAAAGCCUGCUGUGGCUGUAUCAGUGCUAAGGUUGGUGUAUUUAAAGGGUGUUUUAUAUACUGUAAGUAUUGUUAGAAUAGGCAGUGUGUUGAUAUAAAAGUAGUGUUAGUAAACGUGAGUGCUUACCUCCAGGUUUCACAUCUGAACCUCUUUUACUUCCAGCAUGUUUCUGGUCUGUGUAACAAGGUGUUGUACUGCAAGUUGUUUGUUUGAACUUUCAUGAGGCCUUUCUCUUGACAAGUGCCAGAAUUUGGUUUUGUACUUAUUAUGUUUAUUUAUACAUAUUUAAUUUUAUCUGACUUUAUUUUGUGUGUGGUUGUAAUAUCAUCAUAAAAGCGUAUUUAUUUUUGUACUUUUCCAUUUUCACCAGGCUUGCUUUUUACUUAAGCAUACUACACAAUAAACUUGCAAUCUUUAAAAAGAC